Messenger RNA from Cucumis sativus (cucumber), 1129 nucleotides. Its product is annotated as NADPH-dependent aldo-keto reductase, chloroplastic. Gene Ontology annotation, cellular component: cytosol. The transcript is spliced from 6 exons. Bases 101 to 1042 code for a protein of 313 amino acids. Gene Ontology annotation, molecular function: aldose reductase (NADPH) activity. Lineage: Eukaryota; Viridiplantae; Streptophyta; Magnoliopsida; Cucurbitales; Cucurbitaceae. The record is from RefSeq and is a predicted model, not a curated record.
GGAAAUUAAUUACCUAAUUUUCUCCAUUCAAUAUAUACUCUUUUUUUCUCACCACCUUUGUAAUUUGGAACCAUAAACUUUGAGAAUAAACAAAAAAAGAAUGGAGAACGCUUUGCAUUUUGAUCUGAAUACUGGAGCAAAAAUUCCCGCGGUCGGCCUCGGCACUUGGAAAGCCCCUCCCGGCGUCGUUGGGGAAGCUGUCAAAACCGCCGUCAAGGUUGGUUAUAGGCAUAUUGAUUGCGCUCAUGUCUAUGACAACGAAAAAGAGGUAGGAAUAGCAUUGAAGGAGCUGUUUUCAACUGGUGUAGUCCAACGAAGUGACAUGUUCAUCACUUCUAAACUUUGGUGUAGCGAUCAAGCACCUGAAGAUGUGUGCAAAGCAUUGAGCAAAAGCUUAGAAGACCUUCAACUUGAUUACAUUGAUCUCUACCUUAUACAUUGGCCGUUUAGGACGAAACAUGGAUCCAGAGGGUUCGCUCCAGAAGUGAUGGAGCCGUUGUGCAUAGCGGAAACGUGGAACGCAAUGGAGGGGUUGUAUGCAUCUGGGCAAGCAAGAGCCAUUGGUGUGAGCAAUUUCUCAACAAAGAAGCUUCAAGAUUUGCUUAAAAUUGCAAAAGUUCCACCUGCUGUUAACCAAGUUGAAUGCCACCCAGUUUGGCAGCAGCCUGCCCUUCACAACCUCUGCAAAUCCACUGGUGUUCAUCUCUCGGCAUAUUCUCCAUUGGGAUCUCCAGGGAGCUGGCUGAAGGGUGAAAUAUUGAAGGAACCAAUACUGACAGAAAUAGGUGAGAAGCUUAACAAAUCAGCAGCACAAGUAGCCCUUCGAUGGGGGAUUCAAAGUGGCCACAGUGUUCUUCCGAAGAGUGUAAAUGAGUCAAGAAUCAUUCAAAACCUUAGCUUAUUCGAUUGGUCAAUUCCACAUGAGCUCUUCUCUAAAUUCUCUGAGAUUCAUCAGCAACGUCUUCUUCGAGGGGAUUUUGCUGUCCAUCAAACUCUAAGCCCUUAUAAAUCCAUCGAUGACCUUUGGGAUGGUGAAAUCUGAUAUAUACAUCAGUAUGAAAAAUAUUGAAGCAAUGCCUACUUUUCUAACUUGUAUUACAUUUCUUUUUUCUUUUUUUUCUAGGAUCCC